GCCAUUUAUUUCGUGUCUAUUGUCCCUUUUCCCGCUGAAUGGGCCGAGUAGCGGGGAAAACUACGCGACGACUUCGCACGUGCAACUUCGGAGACAAGCCUGAGCCACGCAGCGGGCUCGGGGGUUGUUUGCGGCGGGUCGCGUUACCAGCCGCAGCUGCCGAGUCCAACGCCACCUCCCCUUCUCGGGGCGUCAUCGCAGCGCUCGAAGGACCCGCGUCGAGCCGUCUUCAGUGGGGGACCUUUUUGGCGCCUCGAAGGGCUCGAGAGCGAUUACGCUCGCACCGGAGGCCAUGGGUCGCAGGCCGUGCACGACGUCGUUGCCGCCACCGCCGGUGCUCGCGGUGCUCGCCGGCGCUCUCUCGCUGCUGUCAACGCCGGUAUGGGCGCAGGGCGGCGAGUCGGCCACGCGCAGCUAUGAGAACGACCUCAACGACGUGCUCAAGGUUGCGGUGGAAAAACUGCUCCCGCUCGUAUCGGACUUCGUGACGAGACCCGAGGUGUCGACCGACUGCUCGACAAGCAUGCUCAAGACCUUCGUGGCUCUGCGUCAACAGAAGGCUUGGGCCGUCAGGAUGGCCAUGUCCAACGCCAUGUACGCACCCAACGCCCUUGAAGGCACUUACGUGGCAAUGGGAGGUUAUGACCAGUGCCUUCAUACUCGGGUGCGAUCGUCCGAUGGCGAGCUCUAUUUCAAGGGCCAGUACUGCUCCGUGCUGUUCUCCCUGCCCAAGGGUUACUACAGGCGUUUCAUCGAGUCCUUCCACGAGAUCGGAGAACUGCAGGGUCGUCUCGAUCCCCUGACGGCUUCAUCGCCGGAUCGAGAGGGCGUGGACACCCUCGGAGGACUCUGCGCGCCGUCGCUCUGCACACGGCAGGACAUGACCUUCCUGGUCCGCUCACUGAUAAGUGAGUAUGGAGGUAACGCCACAGUGACGUCCUGCAGCACCGAUGACGCCAAGGUGGUGACGUCAGUUCAAGCGUUUUCCAUAGCAGUGCUCUGUCUUAUAGGUCUGCUGGUCGGUGUGGGCACCACGCUAGAGUGGCUUCCUCAAGCCGACGUUCAUGCUCUGAGGAUUAAACGUGGAGGUACUCUGAUGCGCGUUCUGCUGGUCUUCUCGGCAAUAACGAACACAAAGCUACUCCUAAGGACUAGAGUGAAGACACAAAACGAAGCGUUGAAGUUUAUAUGUGGCUUCAAAGUAAUCAUGACCUUCUGGGUGGUACUUGGGCAUGCCUACAUCAUUCUACCAAUGGGAUAUUUUCAUGCGGUGUUCGCAAUGGAUACCAUGACGGAGAACUUUACAUUCCAGUUUAUCACGAAUGCUUUCCUUAGCGUCACAAUCUUCUUCUUUCUAAGUGGGUUUCUGUUGGCGUACGUCGCAGUGGGAUCUCGAGAAGUUCUCACAAAAAAGAACCCAUUUCUUGUCUACAUUGUGCGAGCGUCGCGGCGAUAUAUCAGGUUGGUAGUGCCUGCUAUGGUGAUAAUACUCGUGGCUUUCCUGCUACCACUCUUCGCCUAUGGUCCGGCGGCGGACGAAGCGUACAACCAGUACAUCUACGGCUGCUACAACAAAUGGUGGGCCGUGCUAUUACAAGCCAAUAACUUCGAUAACUCCGAGCAUGUGUGCUUGCAACACCUGUGGUACAUCAACGCGGAACUUCAAAUAUUCCUGGUGUUGGCGUUUCCUCUAGCGCUGCUGUUUAUUAAGCAACCGAGAGUGGCUGCUAUCAUCGGAGCCCUCAUGGCCGCUGCGUUCUGCCUUAUGACCUGCGUUCAGAUCUACUCGUGGGACUUGUUCUAUGCUUUCACGAGCGGGACCAAUGAUAUGAGGAGAGUCAAAGACACGCUGGAGCUCAUCUACUUCCGGCCCUUCACCCAUGUUGGCGCGUACAUCAUCGGAGUGAUGUGCGGCUACGUAGCUGCACAGUACAAUAACGUCACAAUAAGGCCGAACGUCGAGAUGGGCCUGUGGCUCGUCUCAUUGGCCCUGGCAUGCGGCGUCCUGUUCGCCUCGUUCCCUUGGAAUCAAGGCCAUUUGCCGGACGCCGUAACCAACGCUCUCUACGGCGGAUUCCACCGGCUCCUCUGGGCGCUCGCCUUCUUCUGGCCAUCGUACGCCUGCGCUACAGGUCGGGGGGGCAUCCUCAACAGUAUGCUGUCUUGGAGCUUUUUCUUGCCACUGUCGAGGCUGACGUACGGGAUCUACCUAGUACACGUCCUGCUCUACAUAACGCGCAUGCUGCGCUUGAGGAGUUACAUCAAUACGGACGAGUACUUUCAGUUGACAACCGCCUUGGGGGUGUUCUCGCUGAGCGUGGUGUUCGCCUACCUGCUACACGUGUGCGUCGAGGCGCCCGUUCUGCGGCUGGAGAAGCUGCUGUGCGAAGGGGACACCAGCGACGCCGUAGUAGCGACGCCGGUCAACGGAAAGGCGCGCAGCUCGAACAUGGGCACUAUCCAAAAGUCGGCUGUUUGACCAUGGCACGAGCUCGAGGGACGCUCGACAUCCAAAAGGGACACAACUCUGCCAGGAGUCUGAGCUCCUCUUGGAUUAAUUGCUCAUUUUU
Dermacentor silvarum is the source of this 2570-nucleotide messenger RNA. Its product is annotated as nose resistant to fluoxetine protein 6. The transcript has 15 exons. Gene Ontology annotation, molecular function: acyltransferase activity, transferring groups other than amino-acyl groups. Lineage: Eukaryota; Metazoa; Arthropoda; Arachnida; Ixodida; Ixodidae. The record is from RefSeq and is a predicted model, not a curated record. The coding region runs from base 293 to 2479 and encodes 728 amino acids.